GCAUUUUAUCAACUUCGUCACGUAACCGACAUUUACAGACUCCUCAAGAUUCUUAUCAUGCAGUAGCCGGUAAAAUUCAAAAACUAUUAGAGUGUACUCUCAACUUAUUAAAUAAUAAAGGAAAGAAUCAAUUU
Racocetra fulgida is the source of this 134-nucleotide messenger RNA. The record is from the annotation of a GenBank genome assembly. NCBI's taxonomy places the organism in Eukaryota, Fungi, Glomeromycota, Glomeromycetes, Diversisporales, Gigasporaceae.